UGUCUUUACAAUGUUCCUCUUAUUGUCUCUACACUUAAGCUACAAAACAGAAAGGACAAUUUUUUCACACACAAAAAGAGAACUUCCUUUGUCUUUUGCCACCUUCAUUUAAUUUCCUCUCUCUCCUCUCUCUCUCUCUCACCCUAUUCUUACUUCAACCAUAUGCAAACACACAAGAAUAACCUGCGACUCAAGCUUUUCCUCUAAUUAUUCGUCUCUCACACGUACCACAAAAAUUGUCUUCAUCCCUUUUCAUGUCGGUUUUUUUCUCUCAACGACAUAGAAACUAGUAUUAACCAUGAGAGGAAUAACAUCUUGUUACAAUGAACAUGCCAUUAAAGUUUCUGAUUUAUAUUGUUCAAGACCUUCAAAUCCAAAUCAUUCUUAUCUUGUUCCAAAACUCAAUAACAACCCUUCAACCCAAAACUCAGUUACUUGUAUCUACAAACUCUCGAUUCAAAAACAGGAACUUCUCAUCACAGUAACAUGGACCAAGAAACUCAUUCGUCAAGGGUUCAUCAUAAACAUCAAUUCUGAUUCUGAUUUUGUUAAUGUUAUCUCAAAAAACAGAGGAGCUGAAACGUUUCAGUUUCAAACCUUUGAAGUUAAACUCAUAUGGGAUCUUUCCACUGCUAAAUAUAAUGAAGGGCCUGAACCGGUUGAAGGAUUUUACGUCGUCGUGUUUGUGAACUCUGAAUUGGGUCUUUUACUCGGAGACAAAGAAGAAGAAUCAUCAUUGCAAGAGAAGAAAACACAUGGAACGAGAAUUUCAAUGGUUUCAAGAAGUGAAAGAUUUUCUGGUACAAGUGUUUAUGCAACAAAGGCGAAGUUUUCUGAAACGGGGAUUUUACACGAGAUAUUGAUAAAGUGCGGUGUUGAAGAUGGAUCAAAGAGUCAUUCAUUGUGUUUGUUUAUGGAUAAGAAGAUGGUGUUUCAAGUGAAGAGAUUGAAGUGGAAUUUUCGCGGGAAUCAAACGAUUUUCGUGGAUGGUUUAGUUGUUGAUAUGAUGUGGGAUUUGCAUGAUUGGAUUUUCAAUCAUCAUAGUAAUGAUUCUGUUUCUUGUGUUUUUAUGUUUAGGACAAGAAGUGGUUUGGAUAGUAGAUUAUGGUUGGAAGAGAAGAAUUUGCAGAAAGAAAAGGAACAAGAUAGAAUUGGAUUCUCUUUGUUGAUAUGUGGAUGUAAGAAACCUGAUUAAUUUUUAUGUUUUGGUGUUGAUUUAACUGGUUUUUUUGAAGAAAAACUGAUAACAUAUGUCACAUGAUAACAUAACAUAUGUUUUUGAUUUGUCAUUUAAUGUCUGUUAUGAAAGAAUGGGGUGCUAAUUUUAAGGUAAUUGUUGUGAUUA
This is a messenger RNA of Lathyrus oleraceus (garden pea), 1345 nucleotides long. RefSeq lists its product as uncharacterized. The transcript has a single exon. Lineage: Eukaryota; Viridiplantae; Streptophyta; Magnoliopsida; Fabales; Fabaceae. The record is from RefSeq and is a predicted model, not a curated record. The coding region runs from base 299 to 1195 and encodes 298 amino acids.